UGAUACGCAACGCUGAUUUAUCUGAUACUUUGCUUAACAAUUUGCAAUACAAAACUGUCAUGCAGAUUUUAUCAGUACUGCUGACUAUUUAAAACGGACAUGCAGUACGGUAUGUAUUUAAUUUCUUCAGUUGCUAAGUUUCGGCUAACCCCAGUUGAGUUGGAAUUGGUAAGUACAACAGUGUACCUAACUUGACAAAACGUGAGCAGCGUACAAUACAGUAGUUAAGCGUAAAGGGGAUGUCUGCUAUGCCACAACAUGAGUUAUGUCCAGAAAGCAGGAAGCAUGUCGGUGUGCGAAGAUCUCCCACACCGUCCUGGCCAAUCUGGUACGUCAUCAGCAGGAGCGUCUGCAGGUCAUGGACGGACUGGUGGCGGCUGUCAAGGCCGAGCAUGCCACGCAACUUGGCCUCCGAGAAGAACGUCUGCGUCUCCAGACUGCCGUGGUCGACAAGAACAGCUCGGUUCACCAGUUAUACCAACGGCAGGGAUCCCGUCACUCCAAGUAUCCUCGCAGCGCAUCCCCACUUUCCGAUUAUUCCCCAAAAAAGUUCAACCUUCUCAAAAAUUCCCGUUCAGAACUCCAUGUCCCCAAUUAUUCCCGUCAUACCAGUCCUUUAAAGCAGGAAAACAAAAAAUACCGAUCCCGACGACCUGAGUCCCUUGCCACUUCCCGCUCCAGUCGGGAUGGCAACGCUAGAUGCUCCCGCCGGAGGUUUGCCGAUUGUCCCAUUGACCAUAUACCGGGUGAAGGGACAAUGCGUCGGUCUGAUCAAAAUGAUCUGCGCAGUUACUCUGGUCUUCCGCGAUACUCCGCUGGGGACGCGGGGCUGACCGCCAGUUCGGGGAGUUUGUUCAGCCGCUCCCGUCUGCGCUCCUCCAGCACCCAGACGGAAGUAGAUUCCAUGAGUGAAGGUCCCUUAAGCGCGGCGGAUGAGCAUUCCCUGCGGUUUGCCGCAGGCCGGGCAGAUGCCGCCGGCAAGUGGUCUAUUUCACCGCGGCCUUUCCUGGCGUCCCAAGUCAAUCCCGAUGCGCCGCGAAUGUGGACCCGCUCCCACUGGCAUCGCAACAAGUACACCAGGAGGUGGCUGUGGGUAAUUUUAGGGGUGUUGUUGGUGGGAUGUGGGGUAGUGGGGGGUUUGUGGUGGUUUGGCCUAAUGCCUCGCUGGGUGUACACUUACACCAAUAGGGUCACGGAUAAGUGCUCUUACUGCUGGUUGUUCAGAGACAAAGGCUUAAAAUAAUGUUGUUGUUAAAAUUUAUGU
Paramacrobiotus metropolitanus is the source of this 1264-nucleotide messenger RNA. RefSeq lists its product as uncharacterized. The coding region runs from base 266 to 1243 and encodes 325 amino acids. NCBI's taxonomy places the organism in Eukaryota, Metazoa, Tardigrada, Eutardigrada, Parachela, Macrobiotidae. The transcript has a single exon. The record is from RefSeq and is a predicted model, not a curated record.